CAGCCUGGCUUGGGGCGAUUCCCGGGGCGGGCAGGGCCUGUGGAUGCCUCCUUCUGGACCCCGGGGGGCAGCAUCCUGCCGCUGGCCCUGGCCGGGGUCGAAAGGCGAACUCUUUUCUUAAAGCCCAGGUCAAAGACUGCAGGUUUUGAACUUUCUGCAAGUCUGUAAGGGCAGCCCCCUUGGGGACAGUGACAACGGCCUCCUUACCUCUGUCCGCAGCCCGGACCCUAGGUUACCCCCAAACGCCGGCCGGCCCUCCAGCCACCCCCUGGGCCACGGGGUGGGGCGCCCGGAGCUUCCCGGGAGCGCAGCCCCUCCCCGGCACAGCCGGGCGCGCCGAUGGUACGUCCCGGCCCGCCCAGGUGGUAGCGCCCGCGCCGGCCUACCGUAAUUCCCCUACGACCCGCGCCUCCGCCGGCGCAGAGCGGACCGAGCCCGCCCCGCGGUUCCUGUGGCCCUCGCCCUACAGGCCCCUCGGAGCUUUGGCAGUCUUGACCCGAGCCCUAGCCACUGGGGAGGAGACCCAUGUCCCCAGGUAUGCCACCACGCCGACUGCCAGCAGCUACACCACCGGGGCCCCCUCAACCUCUGUGAGGCCUGUGACAGCAAGUUCCACAGCACCAUGCAUUAUGAUGGGCACGUCCGCUUCGACCUGCCCCCCCAAGGCUCUGUCCUGGCUCGGAAUGUGUCCACCCGGUCAUGCCCCCCGCGCACCAGCCCUGCCGUGGACUUGGAGGAGGAGGAAGAGAGCUGUAUGGAUGGCAAGGGGGACCGAAAGACCACAGGUCUGAAACUCUCCAAGAAGAAAGCCAGGAGAAGACAUACAGAUGACCCAAGCAAGGAGUGCUUCACCCUGAAAUUUGACCUGAACGUGGACAUUGAGACGGAGAUUGUACCAGCCAUGAAGAAGAAGUCUCUGGGGGAGGUGCUGCUGCCAGUAUUUGAAAGGAAGGGCAUUGCACUGGGCAAAGUGGACAUCUAUCUGGACCAGUCCAACACACCCCUGUCCCUCACCUUUGAGGCCUACAGGUUUGGGGGACACUACCUGCGGGUAAAAGCCAAGCCAGGGGAUGAGGGGAAGGUGGAACAGGGGGUGAAGGACUCCAAGUCCCUGAGUCUGCCGAUCCUGCGGCAAGCCGGAGCUGGGCCCCCAGCCCAAGAGCGUGUGGACCCCCAGAGCCGCCGGGAGAGCCUGGAUAUCCUGGCCCCUGGUCGCCGACGCAAGAACAUGUCAGAGUUCCUAGGGGAGGCAAGCAUCCCUGGGCAGGAGCCCCCCACACCCUCCAGCUGCUCUCUGCCCAGCAGUAGCAGCAGUGGCAGCAGCAGCAGCAGCAGUGGCAGUGACAGCUGGAAGAACCGGGCGGCCAGUCGCUUCAGUGGCUUCUUCAGCUCAGGCCCCAGCACCAGCGCCUAUGGCCGGGAGAUAGACAAGAUGGAGCAGCUGGAGGGCAAGCUGCACGCCUACGGCCUCUUCGGGCUGCCCAGGCUGCCCCGGAGGCUGCGCUUUGACCAUGACUCCUGGGAGGAAGAAGGUGACGAAGAGGAGGAUGAGGAUGACGCCGGACUUCGGCUGGAGGACAGCUGGCGGGAGCUAAUUGAUGGGCACGAGAAGCUGACCCGGCGGCAGUGCCACCAGCAGGAGGCGGUUUGGGAGCUCCUGCACACGGAGGCCUCAUACAUUAAGAAGCUGCGGGUGAUCACCAACCUUUUCCUGUGCUGCCUCCUGAACCUGCAAGAGUCGGGACUGCUGUGUGAGGUGGAGGCGGACCGCCUGUUCAGCAACAUCCCGGAGAUCGUGCGACUGCACCGCGGGCUGUGGGGCAGCGUGAUGGCGCCGGUGCUGGAGAAGGCGCGGCGCACGCGGGCGCUGCUGCAGCCCGGGGAUUUCCUCAAAGGCUUUAAGAUGUUCGGCUCCCUCUUCAAGCCCUACAUCCGAUACUGCGUGGAGGAGGAGGGCUGCAUGGAGUACAUGCGCGGCCUGCUGCGCGACAAUGACCUCUUCCGAGCGUACAUCACGUGGGCCGAGAAGCACCAGCAGUGCCAGCGGCUGAAGCUGAGCGACAUGCUGGCCAAGCCCCAUCAGCGACUCACCAAGUACCCGCUGCUGCUCAAGUCGGUGCUAAGAAAGACCGAUGAACCGCGCGCCAAGGAGGCCGUUGUCACUAUGAUUGGCUCGGUGGAGCGCUUCAUCCAUCACGUGAACGCGUGCAUGCGGCAGCGCCAGGAGCGGCAGCGGCUGGCGGCUGUGGUGAGUCGCAUCGACGCCUACGAGGUGGUGGAGGGCAGCAACGAUGAGGUGGACAAGCUCCUGAAGGAAUUUCUGCAUCUGGACCUGACAGCUCCCAUCCCUGGCGCCUCCCCUGAGGAGACACGUCAGCUGCUGCUGGAAGGGAGCCUGAGGAUGAAGGAGGGGAAGGACAGCAAGAUGGACGUGUACUGCUUCCUCUUCACUGACCUGCUCUUGGUGACCAAGCCAGUGAAGAAGGCCGAGAGGACCAAGGUCAUCAGGCCACCGCUGCUGGUGGACAAGAUUGUGUGCCGGGAGCUUCGGGACCCAGGCUCCUUCCUCCUCAUCUACCUGAACGAGUUCCACAGUGCUGUGGGGGCCUACACGUUCCAGGCCAGUGGCCAGGCUUUGUGCCGUGGCUGGGUGGAUGCCAUCUACAAUGCUCAGAACCAGCUGCAGCAGCUGCGUGUGCAGGAGCACCCAGGCAACCAGCAGCACCUGCAGAGCCUGGAAGAGGAGGAGGAUGAGCAGGAGGAGGAGGAGGAGGAGGAGGAAGGUGGGGAGAGUAGCACUUCAGCUGCCAGCUCCCCUACCAUUCUGCGCAAAAGCAGCCACAGCCUUGACUCCCAGCACUGUGCCUCGGACGGCUCUACGGAAACCCUGGCCAUGGUGGUGGUAGAGCCUGGGGAGUUGCUGUCCUCUCCUGAAUUCAGGGGCGACCCCUUCAGCUCCCAGUCAGACGAGACCUCUCUCAGUACCACCACCUCAUCUGUCACUCCUACCAGCGAGCUACUGCCCCUGGGCCCUGUGGAUGGCCGCUCCUGCUCCAUGGACUCCGCCUACGGCACCCUUUCCCCCACAUCCCUGCAAGACUUUAUGGCCCCAGCUCCCAUGGUGGAGUCAGCACCCCGGCCCCCAGAGUUACCACCAGCCCCGUCACCCCCACCCUCGCCCCGCCUCCGCCGCCGCACUCCUGUCCAGCUGCUGCCCUGCCUGCCCCACCUGCUCAAGUCCAAAUCGGAGGCCAGCCUCCUCCAGCUGCUGUCAGGGGCCACCACCCGCAGAGCGCCCCCAGCCCCGAGCCGCAGCCUGUCAGAAGUCUGCUUGGCUGCUACCGUCCCUGGCACGAGGACUCGGGGCUCCUGUCAGGAAGCUGGGCCCAGCUGGUAUUGCCAGGGGGCACCUGGCCCUGGCCCCCAGCUGGCAGAGCUAGAGGGUAGAGCCCACUGCCCAGGUGGGGAGCCCGAAGGACCCACCAGGAGGAGCAGAGAGCUGUCCUCGGGGGCCUCGACCAGGGUCCAGCCUGAGCCUCCCCCGGGGAUCUCGGCCCAGCACAGGAAGCUGACGCUGGCCCAGCUCUACCGAAUCAGGACUACCCUGCUGCUUAACUCCACCCUCACUGCCUCGGAGGUCUGAGCAGAGGGAGGCCCCCAAGGGUGCCACUGACCAAGGGACAGCAGACAGCAUGCCUCCUGGGGUGUGCCAGGCCCUGCUCCAGCUGCUGCCUUAAUGUGCACAUGGGCCAGAGUGCCCAGCCGGACACCACCACCGUCCCCGGGGGCCCGAUUUGCACUUUGCCAGACCAGAUGGAAGUGGAGGAGGGUUCAGCAGAAGCCCAGGCUGCAGGACCCCCUGACAGUCACCACUGUCACUAACCUGCCUGUUUCCCCAUUCCCCAACCCCCAGCCUAGGCAGAGUCCUUUACCCAGUGCUCUCUGAAUUCAGGACCUCCAGUCCUCUGGGCUGGACUCCAGGGCUGGGGUCCCAGGCAGCCCUUCCCUCCUCCACCAUCUGGCGCCAAAUGGGACGACAGUUCCCCUGCCUUUAGCCCCCUCCCCCUCUUCCCAGUCCUUGGGAUGGGCUCUGUGUAAAGUUGCAUAUUUAUUGAGCUUUUGAUUCUUUUAUAAAGACUUGUAUAUACUUCA
Messenger RNA from Capra hircus (goat), 4152 nucleotides. It is a transcript of the gene PLEKHG5, whose product is annotated as pleckstrin homology and RhoGEF domain containing G5. The transcript is spliced from 21 exons. Gene Ontology annotation, molecular function: guanyl-nucleotide exchange factor activity. Lineage: Eukaryota; Metazoa; Chordata; Mammalia; Artiodactyla; Bovidae. The record is from RefSeq and is a predicted model, not a curated record. Gene Ontology annotation, cellular component: plasma membrane; endocytic vesicle; axon. The coding region runs from base 623 to 3643 and encodes 1006 amino acids. Gene Ontology annotation, biological process: endothelial cell migration; Rho protein signal transduction.